GUGCAUUGCAAUGUAUGUGUGUGCAGAGCAUCAGCUGUCCAGCACCAACACACGACACACAUUACCGUCAACAGGACAGCUCUCGACAAAUACCCACACACACCCGCCACUCAUAGCAAACGCCCCAGACCAGCAACCACACAUGAGUCCGUCCGUCAGUGUGAGGACACUUGCGGCACGAAGCCCAGGUUCUGCCUGUCGAUCCCAAACUCUGCCAGACGGGCCUCAUACGCCUUAACCAUCGCACGGUGACAAUCCUGCAGACAUGACACACACACACACAGACACACACAGAAGCAGACAGUGCUCGUGGAUGAAUGGACGAUCCAUAGGUAGCGCACCUUGAGCUUCUGUAUCUCAUGUUGUAGUUCUUCGAUGGAGUCGUUCUUGUACUGAAUGACCCUGUCAAGCUUCUCGCUGAUGCCGCCCACCGUGGCCUUGUCGAUGUUGGCCGACACGAGCAGCUCACUGAUCUGGGCAUCGGCGAUCUCCAUGGCCUCCUCCAACGCCUCCAACUUGCGCUCCAGCAACAAAUUCUGACAGGAAGGGGAGAGAGGGAGACAUGACGACCGAUGCAGAGAGGGAGGGAGGGGGGGAGACACAAGCAAGCUCUUUGUGAUGACCUGUAGGCCGCUCUUCUGCUGCACGUCAUAUAUGACAUUCUGGAACUUCUGAUAGAGCUCGUCCCUCUCCUGUCACGCCACGACAGAAGCCAUCUGUCUCCCGGCAGAUGGACCGUCUGUGUGUGGUGUAUGUGUUGCGCUGACCGCCUGUACUUUCUUCAUUUGCUGUUCGAGUAUUUCGUGCUGCAUUUUGAUGCCCGCUAUCUGCUCCUCCUUGUCGCCCAACGUGUCCUGCGCACAAAGAGCAGACAAGAGACACCAUCACGAGGGGUGGAAAUGCCUACGCGGUCAUCUCGAUGUCGUUGGUACCUUGACGUUGUGGAGUUUCUUCUUGUCAAUCUCGUAGAGUGCCAGCUCCUCCUGUAACCUCUCCACAUCCUGGUGGGCCUUACGCAGAGGCUCUGGGGGUGCCAACAAGAGCAACACACAUGCAUGGGAGGUGGCAAUGUCUCCCUGACAGACAUACAAACGUACCUGAGAGUGCUCUGUUCUUGGCGGUGAGGUCCGCCAUGAGUUUGGCGUCCUUGGACUCGCCCCGUUUCAGCUCCUCGUGAUCCUCCUGAACACGAAGCGCCGGGGCAAAUGGACCGACAUGACUUGUUGUAGCACUCUCCUUGUUUGCUGCUGACCUUCAGUCUUUUGAUGAGGUCGAUGUUGGACGAGGUGAUGUCGGUGUAGUAGUGCUUGAUGCCCUGCAGACUGGCCAAAUUCUGCUGCUGGACUCGACUGCAGGCAAGAAAUGACGGACAGGGAGACAUUCAAGGAGACGCACAUUUGUGCAUCGGCCGCUGGCUGCUUACGCGAUGUGUUGGUUCUUCUUCUCCUCAAUGCGGGAAAUGUCUUUUUUGCGCUGCUUCUCCAUCUCCUCACGCAACUGACAAAGGAAUCGAUGGCCAAUGGCCACACAGACAGACAGAGAGGUCAGCCUGCGCUCUUUCCCCUUCUUGUUUUCUCCCCGUUUGGGCGUACGGUUUUCAUUCUGAGUUGGAACUUCUGCUGGAGGUCUUUGGCUUUCCGCUCGAAGUCCUGCCUGAGUCCCAGGACCUGCUUGUCCUGCCGCAGCUUGAGCAGCCGCAGAAACUCCUCCUGACUGACCUCCUCCUCCUUCAACUGAACUGACCGUAUCGCACACAGAGAAAGGGAAAGAGAUUCCGUUGGCCUCUCUGUCGGAUUGAGUACACCAGAAUACCUUUGAGUGCUCUCUUGUCAGUGUGCAGCUGCCUGGCGGCCUCUCUGUGUUCAUCCUCCGCGAGUUUCUGCGCCAGUUCUCCGUCGAUGCGGAGGUUGACGCUCUCGUCCUGCUGCAGAUACCGCAGGUGCUUCACACGCUGCUUGAACAACUGCACACAGACACACACAAGUGGACGGAAUUGGGAGCGGGACUAUGCAUGUGUGUGUGUGUGUGUGUGUGUGUGUGUGUGCGUGCCUUGAGUUCGAUGCCCUGUCGCUCCUCGAGGUCUUGCAGCUCACGUGCCUUGGCACGCAGCUCUGCCUGGCUCCUCUGCAGUGACAAACGCACACACGCACACAGACACACACGUGUGGUGAGCGAGAUGGCUGUGUAUGUGGUACCAUGAGUCCCUUCUUUUCGACGAUCCAGAAGUAGUUGAUCUUUUCCCGCUCGUUCAUGAGCUCGUUCAUGAGCCGCUCCUCACUCUCACACUGAGCCUUCAACAGACUCGCCUGCAGAACGGGCACACAUACACACACAGGAUGAGAGGCCCUUCCCGGUGCGUGUCGCCAGUAGUCUGCGUCUCCGUGCGCGGUGUUCCAAUCAUGGGCCAUGCCACCUCGAUGAGGAGUUCCUGCUUCAUCUUUUCCCCCUCGGCCUCUUGUGCGGCCUGCAUGGGGUCCACCGCCUCCUUCUUCUUCCCACCGCCCUUCUUCUUGGGAGCCAUCUCGACUGCUUCCGUCCUUGCGUCGAGUCAAAAGUUGCUCACUGGCAUGC
Messenger RNA from Vitrella brassicaformis, 2571 nucleotides. Lineage: Eukaryota; Vitrellaceae. The record is from the annotation of a GenBank genome assembly.